Arabidopsis lyrata subsp. lyrata is the source of this 593-nucleotide messenger RNA. Its product is annotated as major pollen allergen Ole e 10. Bases 1 to 342 code for a protein of 113 amino acids. The transcript has a single exon. NCBI's taxonomy places the organism in Eukaryota, Viridiplantae, Streptophyta, Magnoliopsida, Brassicales, Brassicaceae. The record is from RefSeq and is a predicted model, not a curated record.
AUGUUUCCGCAAUUGAAACUAAUCGUCCUUCUAUCUCUCGUUGUAAUUCACCUCCUUCAUGUCUUGGCCAAAAAAUGGUGUGUGUCAGCGGCAUCUGCGCCAGAUACACAACUACAACUACAAGCUAAUAUUGAUUGGGCAUGUAGCAUAGGAAAAGUUGACUAUGUAAAAAUCAAUCUAGGUGGAGAUUGCUAUGAACCAAAUACUCCUACUAGUCAUGCAUCAUUUGUGAUGAAUGAUUACUACCAGAACCACGGAAACACUGAAGAGACAUGUGAUUUCAAUCAUACUGGUCAAAUAAUUGGUGCUGAUCCAAGUUAUCGUCGUUGUAGGUAUACGUAGAAUAUAUUGUUUGAUGAAUAAUUUUUUGUGAUUGCAAAGUUUUCUAGCGAAUAAUACAAUUAUGUAGAAUCGAAAGUAUUAUUAAAUAUUUUGUAGGUUAAUAAAAACUAAAUUUAUUUUUCAUUCAUUUUAGUCAUAAUAAAUGUUUAUAUAUUGAUGAAUUUGUCAUUAUAUUCAACAUUUUUUGUGAUUCUCUCUUACAACAAAGUCAUUAUUUAAAAUAAAUACAACUUGUGUACCAAAACUCUUAG